GCCUGCAGAUCUUGUGAAGAUAUCAAGGUCAAUUUCAUUUUGUCGUGCAUAUACUUAGUACUACUAUUGUCUCUGCGGCAUGGAUUAUCGUCCGAGGGACAAUCACCGAAUCCGUGCAAGGAAGUGGAAACCACAGAAAAUCUACAUGUCUACUUUGUAGCUAGUAAUGUGGUAAACAAGAUGUCAGCAUCACCAAAUAAAGACAAUAAAGUCCAAUUUAAUAUGUCAUUUACUGCAGAAUGUGACACUGAAAAUGAUGGAAACAAAGCAACAAAUAACAAAAGUGAAAAACCACUCAACUUUCUUGCCAAGAUAGCUUUAGGCUGCCAGCAAAUAACAGUCAAAUCUGACAAGCAGAAGGAACAUAAAAAUAAAAGCUAUUCACAUUAUUUUCAUAAGUUCAGUGAAGAGUCAAGAGAGUUCAAAAAUGGUAAUGGAGGUAAUGCUGAUAGAGACAACAUUGAUCCAAGCCACCUGUUGGCCAGGAUUUGUUCCUCAAAUGAUUCUCAUGAUGCAGCCACAAAAAUGCAACUAUUAACAUCCUUAGCCAAUGCAUGUAUACAAAGACCUGAGCUGUAUGAAAUAAUAGGUUCCAGCCCAUUGGUGUACUACACAGAAGGUCUGCUUCUCACGUACAUUCAGGCACUCUAUAUGCGCACUAGAUGUGGGCAAGGGGUAAAUAUGCCAGGUCCAUCCAUCUCAGAGCUUAUCCUUCUCAUUCCUGUUAUCAAACUUUUGAUUCCUGCAGCUAAUAUGGCUGUUCACAAAAUCCGAGCCAUAUUUUUGUAUAAGUCAGAAGUCCUGUUACAGCUAAUGCAGGCUUCAACACAGUGCAGCUACAAUGCCAUAUCAGCGUUUACUAAGCUGUGUGCUGCAGUUUCAGACAAAGUGCUUGUUGGAGCUAUUUUGGAAAUGUCUAGCACAGACACACUAGCAUUAUUUGCAAAAUGUUUUGGAAUGGAUGCAUCAUCACUUAAUAUGAAAUUGCAGGGUUAUCAUACUACUUUGUAUGACACAAAUGGUACAGAUGACAUCAACAUCAACCUUGACAUCAUUCAGAAGAAGCGACCAAGUGGCAAGGAAUACACACAGCCACUUGCUGAUAACUUCAAUCCUAACCCCAUGUUGGAUUGCUGUGAGAAUGUUGAUAAUGCAAACUGGAGUGAUGUAAUUGUUGCAAAAGUUCUGCUUUUAAAGGUUCUUUUGGUGUAUACGAAGGCUGAUUGGAAGGAACGUCUAAUCUACAUCAGCAGCCAAGUGCAUGAACACUUGAGAAUAAAGGAUAAAACAUCAGCACAGCCACUAAUUGGAGCUGUGUAUGGCUUCUGGAGCUUGGAUGCUACAUUUGAGGGAGAGGCAUUAUUGAAGGUGCAGUACCUCCGUGGUCAAGUGCUUACACUAACAGGUGAUUGGACAAUGUUUUGGGCCACUGAUGUAGGUUUGCUUGGCUACAUUCCAAAGGCCAAGCUUUAUUCCCUGCCUGAACAUGUGGCAUCGCAGGCUCCACUAAUAAGCAUUUGUCUACUUCGAGGUCCAGUGUGUGAAAUGGAUGAGGUGUUUCUGGAAAGUGCAUACAAACUGCUGCAAAUCAUACUAGAGACCAAUGCUCUGACAGGCAAGCACAUGUUGCUCUGUGAAUCAGGGGAACACAUCCUGUCUCUCUUUGAGUAUCCAGAAGCAGUCAUCCGAAUUGCCUUCAUGAAUCUACUUCUGUGUCUUGCCAAGAACUCGAAAGAUGUCAUCAAGUUUCUACUCAAGCAUCACUUUGAUGUGACCCUCGUUGAUAAAUUGGAACGCUACAGUCACAUUUACACAGCUGAUCUCUGCAGCUGCAAGGACUCAAUGGAGAAAGAGAUAACACAGAUGGUGAUGAUACUUCUGGCCAUAUUGGAGCAGGAAAAUGUGAGAAACUGGCCUCAAAACAGAAGGGCUUCAAGAGUACUCUGGAUGUUUCUUUGUGACAAGAAGUGCAUAUGGAAACAGUUAAUGGAGAAAUGCCUAUUUGUUCUCAGUGACAAAUCUAAAGAAACACACAUCCAAAGAGACAGUUUCAGAAAUGGCCGCCAACAAAUAUAUAGAUGUGACCGAGGAACACGACUUGAAAGACAUCGUGUGACUUGUCUCAAUCAAGGUAGAUCAGAAGCUGAUGACAAGACAGGGAUGAGAUAUAGAGGUAGAAUGAACUUCAGUGGUAGAAGUGGAUAUGGUUGUAGUCAAAGAAGGCAGUUUAAAGAUGACACAGACUCAAUGCAGGGGUACAUCAAUGCACCUCACUCAGCACACAAGCAGUCAAAUGUGCAGGGGCAUUUGGAAAGUUCUCAUGAAACACAUAGAACCAGUCCAACCAGUGAACUGGAUAAAAGUCAAGAGAUUGAUCCAAAGGACAGCCCUGCAGGAAAAGCAGAAAUGUCAACCAAGGCUGAGCCAGAAACAGAGACUGAAAUAUUUCACAGGCAGCAGAAGGAAAGUCAAGAUUAUUUUAAUUCAGAUUACAUACAUAAGAGUGAAAUACAAGAGAUGUUGAACCUUUGUUCAAAAUGCAAACAUAACCUUGUUGGUGACUGGAAACCUGAUUCUGAGGAGUGGCAAAGGGAUGGCCUUCAAGCAAAUAGCAAAACUAACUUAGAAGUAUCAGAACACAGGUUGUUAAUGUCCAGGAGUGAUAACAAUGAUAAGGCAAGAAGAAUCUAUUAUGGAGGUCAGUCAAGACAGACUAUUCAUCGGCUGUCAAUGUUUAACACACUAAAGCCUCCUUCAGUUGCAAACCGUGUGACAGCAACAUACCAUGAUCUGGUGAGUCCAUGUAAUGACCCUCCACUGGAUGACAUAGAACCAGUGGUCAAGCAAAUGGAAGAAAUUAUUUUGGACUCAGAAACUGAUUAUGUGAUAUGUGGAACCAAAGCAACUGUGAAACCUGACAAGACUCAUGAAUUGAUGGUAGAGAAGAAGCUGUGGGGCAUUAAGGAGGUUCUGCUUGCAGAGAAGUUGUGUGGCUUGCUGAAUAAUAAUGUAGAAGGUAGCAUGUUCUUUGGGUUGUCAGCAGACUCCAUCAUUGUAGGACUGAAACUUGGGCGUGAGGACAAGGAUAAUUUCAGGAAUGGGAUAGACAGAAUCAUGAAUCGUUGUUUGAUACCAGAAGUGCAAGCUAACUCCUAUGACAUUUUGUUCACUCCUGUUCUGUAUCGGAAUCAGAAAGCAGUGGACCUCACACAGCACAGUCUUUACAUUAUUGAAAUACGAGUCCAUCCAAUGAUGCAUAUGGUUUAUAUGGUGUAUCACGGCCACAAGUGUUUUAUUCGAUGUGAUACGGAAACAGUUGAGUACAGUGUUCAACAGAAGAAGCAAGACAUGAUGGAUGCUGAAGACAGGGCUAUUGAAGAAUCUAUAGAAAAGAUUAGGGCAGCUGUACAAACUGACCUACAUUCUUUGGCUGAAUAUAUCAAGAAAUAUCUUCCACAAUCAUAUCAGAUCUAACUGGUGUGAACAUAGCCAACUCUUGUUACAGGUGGCACUAGGAUGGUUAAAGAGCUUUAAUAUAUGAACAGUAAAAAGUACGUGCACAUUCCCCACUUAUGGGUAUUUGUCUAGUUUUAUAAAAAUAGAGUCUGCAAAAUUAGUACAUAAUAUAAAAAUGCACAUAUCAUCAAAAAUUUAUUUCAUUCCUAAAUAUUCUAUAAUGUAAGCAUGCUUAUGAUUUAUCUCCUCACCAAAUUUGAAAAGCCUAGCUCCAUUGACUCAUUAGUUAUCUUCAUAAAACCAGAAGCUAAAUAUAAUAUUUCAUGCAGACACAAUAUUGUCUUAUAUUCAAUGAAAAAAAUUACUAAAUUAUAAGUUUCUGCAUCCACCAUGUUGUUACCAAUCGUAGAAAAGUAUGAGUUUAGGGUGGCCUCCAACAUUCAUAUCAAAUUUAAUUAAGUCCAUCUAAUGGUUCUUGAGUUGAAAUCCAAAAAGUUCAACUGAUUAAAAUAAUUCCAACUACCAAAGUUAAUUAUUCAAGUAUAGAAAUGAUCUAUAAAUGACAUCACCUGCACGACAGAAAACACUGUGAGUAUGACAGCACUAAAAUUGAAACAUGAGACCAACCCUAAUUGUGGACUGAUUAAGACACAAUCAAGCUUGUGUGCAUUCAUUUUGUGUACUUAAUGCUAAGAAUACAUAAAAAGCCAGUAAAUUAAGGAAUAUAUUUAGUUCAUGUUCAUGUAUAAUACUCAUAACAGAGUAUCUGUUCAGAAACAACAUUUAGAUUGAUUGUGUUAUAGUUGUUAUUUUGCUUUUUUUGUAUUGGAAUAAGUGUAACUUCUCAUUG
Zootermopsis nevadensis is the source of this 4306-nucleotide messenger RNA. RefSeq lists its product as uncharacterized. NCBI's taxonomy places the organism in Eukaryota, Metazoa, Arthropoda, Insecta, Blattodea, Termopsidae. The record is from RefSeq and is a predicted model, not a curated record.